AUGUUACAGCUUUUCAUUUUAUUUGAACAUGCUGCUGGAUAUGCUAUAUUCCGUAUUAAGGAAUUUGAAGAGAUUGGAAUGCUGUUACCUCAAGUGGAAGAAUCUGUAACAGAUCUGUCACGAUUUCGUAACAUCAUAAAACUUCUUGCAUUUUCACCUUUCAAAUCAGCACUCUCAGCUCUGGAAAAUAUUAAUAGCAUUUCUGAAGGAAUUGUUACAGAGGAUUUAAAACUUUUUUUAGAUUCUUGUUUUGGUGAAUUUGCCAAACAGGAUGUUGUUCUUGGUGUUGCUGAUCCUAAACUUGGUGCCCAUAUUACUGAAACUAUAAAUAUAAAAUGCGACCAUGUCAAUGCUAUUCCUGAAAUUAUGAGAGGAAUAAGAUUUCAUUUCCACAAUAUGAUAAAAGGCUUUACGUCUCAAAACUCAACAAUAGCACAGCUAGGUCUUGGACAUAGUUAUUCAAGAGCAAAAGUUAAAUUUAAUGUGAAUCGAGUAGACAACAUGAUCAUUCAGAGUAUAGCUUUAUUGGAUCAAUUAGAUAAGGAUAUUAAUACUUUCAGCAUGCGUAUACGAGAAUGGUACAGUUAUCACUAUCCAGAGCUUGCAAAGAUUGUUCCAGAGAAUUAUACAUACGCGAAAGUAGCACAAGUAAUAAAAAACAGAAAGGAAUUGACAGAUGAUAAAAUGAUGGAAUUAGAAGAAAUUGUUAUGGAUAAUUCAAGGGCUCAGGCCAUUGUCAAUGCAGCCAAAUCAUCUAUGGGCAUGGAUAUAAGUCCAGUUGAUUUAAUGAAUGUUGAAAUCUUUGCUGGACGCGUUGUCAAAUUGGUGGAUUACAGAAAGAAGAUGUCCGAAUAUUUAACAUCAAAAAUGGCAGGAGUAGCACCUAAUCUAGCUACUUUAAUUGGAGAUCAAGUCGGCGCUAGAUUAAUAGCACAUGCUGGAUCGCUUACUAAUUUAGCGAAGGCACCGGCAUCCACUGUUCAGAUAUUGGGGGCGGAGAAAGCUUUGUUCAGAGCAUUAAAAAGCCGCGGAAAAUCGAAUACUCCAAAAUAUGGACUUUUGUUCCAUUCUACUUUUAUCGGUCGCGCUGGCACUAAAAAUAAAGGUAGAAUUGCGAGGUACUUGGCGAACAAAUGCUCCAUUGCUUCUAGAAUCGAUUGUUUCGCGGAAAUACCAACAAAGAUAUUUGGUGAGAAAUUACGACAACAAGUAGAAGAAAGACUAGAUUUCUUCACAACUGGUAAGGAACCGAAGAAAAAUUUGGACGUAAUGAAAGAAGCAUUAGAGGAAACGGCACACAUGUUAGCUGCUCAGAAAAAAGAAACCGAGAAGAAAAAGAAACAGAAUAAAAAAGAACAUGAUAUACUCGAAAAUGGCGAAGAAAAUGGGCACAUCGAAAACGGCGAAGUAAAUAUGUCGUUGCAGAAAAAGAAGAAGAAAAAAUCGAAACAGAUUGACGAAUAAAAAAA
Pogonomyrmex barbatus (red harvester ant) is the source of this 1469-nucleotide messenger RNA. It is a transcript of the gene Nop56, whose product is annotated as Nop56 ribonucleoprotein. Gene Ontology annotation, molecular function: snoRNA binding. The record is from RefSeq and is a predicted model, not a curated record. Gene Ontology annotation, cellular component: small-subunit processome; box C/D methylation guide snoRNP complex. Lineage: Eukaryota; Metazoa; Arthropoda; Insecta; Hymenoptera; Formicidae.